This is a messenger RNA of Aureobasidium musti, 1197 nucleotides long. Lineage: Eukaryota; Fungi; Ascomycota; Dothideomycetes; Dothideales; Saccotheciaceae. The record is from the annotation of a GenBank genome assembly.
AUGGCGCAAGUGCGCAAGUAUGCUGCCCUGCCCGACCUGUCUCCAGACACAUACGAGACACCAGACUUGACCGACGACGCAUCCACAUUACCGACAUCAACAGCAUGGUCAGAGACGUCCGACACAGAAGCAAACCCCAACAUCAGCCGAACCAAACUCCAACCUGACGAAGCGCGAUCUCAAUUCCAGUCUUCACGAGUCGAUGCACGGGAAACGGACUUCUCGGACCGUGUAAACAGCAAGAGAAGGGCAUAUGUCGUGAGCAAUAGGGAACAGGGCCAGGAUGGCGAGGACUAUGACAGCGAAGACGAAAACGAGAGUUUGCAAAGGAAGCUGGCAAGGUUAAAUAGGGAGAUGCAAGAGGUGCAAAACGAGCUGGACAAGAGGAAGAGCGAGGCAAAUGGGACACAGACACAUCCUGAGGACGAGGAUGUUGCUGCACAACUGGCUCAAUUGAGUACAGCACUGGACGGUAUGCGCCAAUCGCAAUCUGCACAAGCUCGUUUGAGCAAGCAAUUGGCAACCUCGACACCAGCAAAGGCAGAUGCUUUGACAGUGCCAGAGUCAACCCGUCCUGAAAAGGUCACCAGAGAGACGACCGACACACAGGCGCUGAACAAGGUCGCCGAUUUCGAUGCUCGUCUCGCACUCCUUGAACGCCGGCUCGGCAUCACAUCCCUCGAUGCUCCUGAAGCUUCUACAGCAAACUCAACUUUCACACCCAUCAUACCCACACUAUCAUUGCUAGACCGACAAUUAUCCCUCCUCACCUCCUCAUCCUCCCAAUCUCAUAUCGAUACUUUGGCCCAAAAGCUUCAGCAACAGCAACAAGCUGCCCCUACGAACACCGCCACAGACACCAACCAAAACUCACAAUCUCCAGAAGACAUGGCAAAACUGCGCGCACUUUAUGCGCUUCUACCCACCCUUACCUCCCUAAGUCCCACACUACCUUCUCUGUUGACCCGUCUACGGUCUUUGCGAACCCUACACGCCAAUGCCGUAACAGCAAGCCAAACCUUGGACGAGGUGGAACAGAGACAAGACGAAGCGGACAAGGAGAUUCGCGAAUGGCGAGACGGCCUUAAGAAGGUGGAGGAAGCCGUUGCUAGGGCCGAGAGCGGUAUGCUCGAAAACAGCGCCGCAGUCGAGACUUGGGUCAAAGAGUUGGAGGAGAGAGUAAAGAAGCUUGGGUAG